AUGUCCCGAGGACUGCGCCAGCAUAAAGAUCCCAGACGCCUCGCGACGCCGUCCACUCCCCUCGUUAUGCUCGUUAUCGACGGCAAAGAGCGCCACGUUGGCCAGGUCGUGCUACCCCCUGUCGGCAUACCGCGAUCCGGCCAGCCCGCGCUUGUCGCCUCUCGCCUCCACGAGUCUGAGCUAGAGCCUACCAAGAGGAAUUCUCAUCCUCGCGGUGCAAUCACCUACUGGAUUUGGACCGAAGAGUAUUGGCCCGAGGGUACCCAGCUCGGUGGACUGGCAGGCAGCGCCAGUGCUGGCAAAUCAAUCCUCAGCAAGUCGAGCAUUUUCGGCUCCAUUUCGCGACUUGCUAAAGCUAAGUAA
Messenger RNA from Protopolystoma xenopodis, 363 nucleotides. NCBI's taxonomy places the organism in Eukaryota, Metazoa, Platyhelminthes, Monogenea, Polystomatidea, Polystomatidae. The record is from the annotation of a GenBank genome assembly.